This is a messenger RNA of Manis javanica (Malayan pangolin), 15138 nucleotides long. The record is from RefSeq and is a predicted model, not a curated record. NCBI's taxonomy places the organism in Eukaryota, Metazoa, Chordata, Mammalia, Pholidota, Manidae.
UUUCACAUUGAGCCCUGGGAGGGUCUUCCUCGGAGACACCCGAUACCUGCUUCUCUUCAGUGGCUUCCUGGCAAACAGUGAGGCUUGAAGCAGAUCUAAUCAAGCAUUCUUAUGUUCUUGGAGAAUACAACCACUGUGUAUUUUGCGGACUGCGGGAGUGGAUUGGAUGCUACAAUUUGGAAGCCCGAUUCAUGCCAGAACUGCCGUUGCCAUGGCAAUAUCGUUAUUUGCAAACCUGCUGUUUGCAGAAACCCUCAGUGUGCCUUUGAAAAGGGAGAAGUGCUUCGGAUAGGUGCCAACCAGUGCUGCCCUGAGUGUGUGCCGAGGACUCAUGGGUCUUGCCAUCACGGAAAGAACAUCCACGCGCACGGGACAGAGUGGGCCUCCCCCCCGUGUAGCAUGUGCUCUUGCACUCACAGAGAAGUGCGGUGCUCCCGCCAACCAUGCCCCCCGCUGCUGUGUGGACACCAGCAGCUGGAAUUCAUCCCUGAGGGAGGCUGCUGCCCAGUCUGUGUGGGCCCUGGGAAACCCUGUACCUACGAAGGCCGAGUGUUUCAGGAUGGGGAGGACUGGCCCCUGAGUCAGUGUGCCAAAUGUGUGUGUAGAAAUGGGGCCACACAGUGCUUUGCAGCUCAGUGUCAGCCUCUGUUUUGUAACCAGGAUGAAACUAUAGUUCGAGUCCCUGGAAAAUGUUGCCCACAGUGCUCUUCCCGAUCCUGCUCUGCAUCAGGCCGAGUAUAUGAGCAUGGUGAGCAGUGGAGUGAAAAUGCCUGCACCACGUGCAUAUGUGACCAGGGUGAGGUCAGGUGCCACAAACAGGCCUGCCCUCCAUUAAGAUGCGAAAAGGGUCAGAGAAGGGCUCAGCGCCACGGGGAAUGCUGUGAGGAAUGCGUGCCUUCUGCUGGGAGCUGCUCGCAUGGUGGGACUGUGCGUUACCAGGAUGAAAUGUGGAAGGGCUCGGCCUGCGAGUUCUGCGUGUGUGACAGUGGCCGAGUGACCUGCCAGAAUGGAGAGUGUGCCAAAGUGGAGUGUGCCCAGGAUGAAGAAUUAAUUCACUUAGAUGGAAAAUGCUGUCCUGAAUGCAUUUCAAGGAAUAGCUAUUGUGUUUAUGAAGAAAAUGCAGAAUUUAUGUCCUCAAAUGUGAGUGAAGUUAAACGUAUUCCAGAGGGGAAGAAGUGGGAGGACGGCCCUUGCAAGGUGUGUGAGUGCCAGGGGGCUCAGGUAACUUGCUAUGAGCCCUCUUGUCCACCAUGUCCAGUGGCCACCCUUGCCCAGGUGGCGGAGGGACGGUGCUGUCCACAUUGCACAUCAGCUCAUUGCCACCCAGACUGCUUGACCUGCUCUCAGUCUCGGGACCACUGUGACCUCUGCCGGGACCCCACAAAGCUGCUGCAGAACGGACAGUGUGUGCACAGCUGUCCUCUGGGAUUUUACCAGGCUGGUGCUCUCUGUCUAGCCUGCCAGCCUCAGUGCUCUACAUGUACCAGUGGGCUGGGGUGCUCUUCCUGCCAGCGCCCCCUGCUGAUGCAGCAUGGCCAGUGUGUGUCCACCUGCGGGGAUGGCUUCUACCAAGAUCGCCACUCCUGUAUAGUUUGCCACGAGUCCUGCGCGGCCUGCUGGGGCCCCACAGAGAAGCACUGCUUGGCCUGCAGAGCCCCCCUCCAAGUGCUGAAAGAGGGCCGCUGUGAGAGCAGCUGUGGAGAUGGGUUUUACAACAAGCAGGGGACCUGCAGUGCUUGUGAUCAAUCGUGUAAGAGUUGUGGCCCCAAUAGUCCCAGAUGUCUUACCUGUAUUGAGAAGACAGUGUUGCAUGAUGGGAAAUGCAUUUCCGAAUGCCCGGGUGGGUACUAUGCUGAUGCCACUGGAAGAUGCAAAGUGUGUCAUAACUCGUGUGCCAGCUGCUCUGGACCCACGGCCUCUCACUGUGUGGCCUGCAUCCACCCCCAGGCUCUGCGUCAAGGCCGCUGUCUGCCCAGCUGUGGAGAGGGCUUCUACCCUGACCAUGGGGUCUGCAAAGCUUGUCAUUCCUCUUGCCUGAGCUGUUUGGGACCAGAGCCCUCUCACUGUGUCCAGUGUAAGGAGCCAGAGGAAGGACUGCAGGUUGAGCAGGUGUCUGGGGCAAACAUCGCCUCUGGCAAGUGUCUGUCCCAGUGCAGAGCCCAGUUUUACUUGGAGAACACUGGGCUGUGUGAAGCUUGCCACCGGUCCUGCUCUGGGUGUGAGGGGAAGAGCCCACAUAACUGCACAGCCUGCUGGCCUUCCCACGUGCUGCUGAAUGGGCAGUGCCUCCCGCAGUGCCCAGACGGCUACUUUAACCAGGAAGGCAGUUGUACAGAAUGCCACCCCACCUGCAGACAGUGCCGCGGGCCAUCGGAGUCUGACUGCGUUUCCUGUCACCCGUACGUCGCCCUUGCUGGUGGGAACUGCAGGGCCAGCUGUAAGGAAGAGCAGUUCCUUGACCUCAUGGGGCACUGUGCUGACUGCCAUCCUCUGUGCCAGCACUGUGUGGCUGAUCUCCACAGCCCUGGGAGCAUCUGUCUGAGGUGCCAGAAUGACCGGUACCUGCUGCUAGGGGACCACUGUGCUCCCAGUUGCCCUUCUGGAUACUACACAGAGAGAGGAGCUUGUAAAAAGUGUCACUCCUCCUGCAGAACUUGCCAGGGCAGAGGACCCUCCUCCUGCUCCUCAUGUGGUGUCGGCCUCACCCUGUCCCACCGCGGCACCUGCAGCACCAGCUGCUUCCCAAGGCACUAUCCCGAUGACAACCAUGUUUGCCAGCCAUGCAAUGCCCAUUGUAGCAGCUGUGAUUCUCAGGCCAGCUGUACCUCCUGCCGAGACCCAAACAAGGUCCUGCUCUUUGGGGAAUGUCAGUAUGAGACCUGUGCCCCACAGCACUAUCUUGACUUCUCCACCAAGACAUGCAAAGAGUGUGACUGGAGUUGCAAUGCAUGCAGCGGGCCUCUGAGGACAGACUGCCUGCAGUGCAUGGAUGGCUACGUUCUCCAGGAUGGCGCCUGUGUGGAGCAGUGCUCACCAUCAUUUUACAGGGACCUGGGCUUCUGCAAAAGCUGCGACAGCCACUGUCUCCAGUGCCAAGGUCCCCAUGAGUGCACUCACUGUGAAGAGCCAUUUCUCCUAUUGGAAGCCCAGUGUGUCCAGGAGUGUGGGAAGGGGUACUUUGCAGAUCAUGCAAGUCACAAAUGCACAGCCUGCCCUCAGGCGUGCUCGCAGUGCAGCCACUGGGACCAGUGUCACCUCUGUGACCAUGGGUUCCUUCUGAAGAAGGGCCUUUGCAUUUCCAGCUGUGUUUCCGGCUUCUCUGUCCACUCCUCCAAUGAAACAUGUGCUGACAACAUACACACUCCCAGUCUUCAUGUGAAUGGCUCCCUCACUCUUGCAAUUGGUUCAAUGAAGCCCCUGGAUUUUUCCCUCCUGAAUGUCCACGACCAGGACAGCAGGGUUGACGAGCUUCUGUUUCACGUUAUGAGCACUCCCACCAAUGGUCAGCUAGUGCUCUCAAAGGAUGGAAAAGAGGUUCAGCUCGACAAGGCAGGCCGUUUUAGUUGGGAAGAUGUAAACGAGAAAAAAGUGCGUUUUGUGCACAGCAAAGAAAAACCCAGGAAAGGUUACUUUUUCCUGAAAGUUAGUGACCAGCAAUUCUUCUCUGAGCCACAGCUGAUCAACAUACAAGCAUUUUCAACACAGGCCCCCUAUGUGCUGAGAAAUGAGGGCCUCCAUAUUAGCCGAGGAGAGAGGAGCACCAUCACCACCCAGCUCCUUGACAUCCGAGAUAAUGACAACCCACAGGAUGUAGUCAUUGAAGUGCUCAGUCCUCCCCUUCAUGGCCAGUUGCUCCAAACCCUUCAGUCCCCUGCAACCCCUGUCUAUCAGUUCCGACUGGAUGAACUCUCCAGGGGCCUUCUCCACUACGCGCAUGAUGGCUCAGAUAGCACGUCUGAUGUUGUGGUCUUGCAGGCCAGUGAUGGACACUCCUUCCAAAAUAUACUGUUCCAUGUGAAGACUGUGCCCAAGAAUGAUGGGGGUCUUCGGCUUGUGGCUAAUUCAAUGGUGUGGGUUCCAGAAGGAGGGAUGCUGCAGAUUACCAACAGAAUCUUACAGGCCAAAGCUCCAGGUGCCAGUGCCUCAGAAAUCAUCUACAAAAUUACACAGGACCACCCCCAAUUCGGGGAAGUGGUCCUUCUGGCUAACAUGCCUGCAGACAACCCGGCAGAUGAAGGGCAGCACCUGCCUGAUGGGAGGACAGCAACACCCACCAGCACCUUCACCCAGCAGGACAUCAACGAAGGCGCCCUGUGGUACAGGCACUCGGGAGUGCCAGCCCAGGGUGACUCCUUCAGCUUCCAGGUGUCCAGGGCCACGGAGGCGCACGCCCACCUGGAGAGCCACAGGUUCAACAUCGCGAUCUUACCACAGAUGCCUGAAGCUCCUAAACUCUCCCUGGGAGCAUCUCUUCAUAUGACUGCUCGGGAAGAUGGUUUGACUGUGAUUCAGCCCCAUUCUCUCUCCUUUGUAAACUCUGAGAGGCCAAGUGGAAAGAUUAUAUACAACAUCACUCUACCUCUGCAUCCAAAUCAAGGGAUUAUUGAACACAGGGACCAACCUCACUCUGCCAUCCGGUAUUUCACACAGGAAGAUAUUAACCAGGGCAAAAUCAUGUACCGUCCUCCCGCUGCGGCUCCCCACUUGCAGGAGAUCAUGGCCUUCUCCUUCGCUGGACUCCCAGAAUUGGUGAAAUUCCACUUCACAGUUUCAGAUGGAGAACACGCAAGUCCAGAGAUGGUCCUCACCAUUCACUUGCUUCCCACUGAUCUGCAGCUGCCCAUGUCCCGAGUCACAGCUCCAUUGCUUGAGGUCAGCCCAGGAGGCAGCACUUCUCUAGGACUUGAGGUGGCAGUAGGGGAGACCGAGGCAGCACCUGGACAGCUCUUCUUUGAGCUUCGGAAGCCUCCACAGCAUGGUGUGCUCCUCAAGUACACAGCUGAGUUCCCAGGGCCCAUGGCCGCAGGUGAUACUUUCACAUAUGAGGAUAUUGAGAAAAAUGUUCUGCAAUAUCUACAUGAUGGCUCCUCUGCCCAGGAAGAUAGCAUGGAGAUCUCAGUGUCAGAUGGCAUCUCAGUGACAACUGUGGAAGUGAACGUGGAGGUGUCGGGGUCAGAGGGCCAGGGGCCGAGGCUGGCUGCUGGCGCCUCUCUGAGCAUUGCGGUUGCUAGUAAGAGCACAGCCGAAAUCACCAGGUCACACCUUGCUUAUGUUGAUGAUUCUUCAUCUGACCCUGAGAUCUGGAUUCAGUUAAGUUCUCUGCCCAUGUAUGGUGUUCUCUUAAGAAUCUCAGGACCUGAGGUGGAAGAACUCUCAGAGGUUUCCAAUUUCACAAUGGAAGACAUCAGCAACAAGAAAAUUAGGUAUUCAGCCGCUCUUGAAACUGAUGACCAUGUGGUUGCUGAUAGCUUCCGUUUCUCUGUCUCUGAUACGGACCACAACCGUCUGGACGAUCAGAUGUUUUCCAUCAUGAUCACUCCUGUUGAGAAUCCACCUCCAGUCAUUGCUUUCGCUGACCUUAUCACGGUUGAAGAGGGAGGGAGAGCCCCACUCUCGUUUCACCAUUUCUUUGCUGCUGAUGAGCAUGAGCACCUCCAGGGAGAUGCCGUCAUUAAACUAAGCGCUCUGCCCAAAUACGGCUGCAUUGAGAACACGGGAACAGGUGAUCGUUUUGGCCCUGGAACUACCAGUGACCUGGAGGCAUCGUUUUCUAUUCAAGAUGUCCUGGAAAACUACAUUUACUACUUUCAGAGUGUUCAUGAAAGCAUUGAGCCAACCCACGAUAUUUUUAGUUUUUAUGUAAGUGAUGGAAACAGUCAUUCAGAAAUCCACAGCGUCAACAUCAACAUUGAGAGGAAGAAUGACGAGCCUCCCAGGAUGACCUUGCGGCCCCUUGGUGUGCAGCUAGGCUCAGGAGUGGUGAUAAGCAAUUCUUCUUUGACCCUGCAAGACCUGGACACUCCAGAUAAUGAGCUGACUUUGGUAUUGACAAAAAAGCCUGACCACGGUCAUCUGCUCAGGAGGCAAACUGCUUCUGAGCCUCUGGAGAAUGGGAGGGUUUUAGCUCAGGGCUCCUCCUUCACCUACCAGGAGGUCCUGGCCGGGUUGGUUGGGUACAUGCCAGGUAGUCCAGGUGUGGCAAUGGAUGAGUUCCGGUUCUCCCUGUCCGAUGGCCUCCACACAGACACAGGCAGGAUGGAGAUACACAUACAGCUGCCUACAAGUGAUGCCCCCCACUUGGCUGUAAACCAAGGCCUACGGCUCUCAACAGGGUCUGUGGCACGCAUCACAGAACAGCACUUGAAAGUGACAGACAUUGACUCAGAUGAGCAUCAGGUGAUAUACAUCCUGAAGGAAGAUCCCAGCUCAGGGCGCCUGCAGAUGGUAAAGCCUGACAGCGUGGAGCAAAUCUCCGUUAAUGGCCCCAUCCGAAGUUUCACCCAGAUGGACAUUGGCCAAGGCCGUGUAGAAUACAGCCACAGAAAAGGAGAAUCUGGUGGGAGCUUUGCUUUUAAAUUUGAUGUGGUUGAUGAAGAAGGAAACAAAUUGACUGGCCAGUCAUUUUCCAUCAUUGUUUUAGAAGACAAAUCCCCACCAGUCAUCAUCACCAAUAAUGGGCUGAUCUUGGAUGAGAACUCAGUGAAGAAAAUCACGACUCUGCAGCUCUCUGCCACUGACCAGGAGGGCGAGCCUGCAGAACUGAUCUACAGAAUCGAUGGACAGCCCCAGCUGGGCCACCUGGAGCAUGCGGCAUCACCAGGUAUCCAGAUUAGUUCCUUCACUCAAGCUGACCUGACCUCACGAAAUAUUCAGUAUAUCCACACCAGUGAGACUGAGAGACAUUCAGAUGCCUUCAGCUUUACGCUGUCAGACGGAGUCAAUGAGGUGACUCAGACUUUCCACAUCACUCUUCGCCCUGUGGAUGAUUCACUGCCAGUUGUACAGAACAUAGGAAUGCAGGUCCAGGAGGGUGUGAGGAAGACCAUCACAGAGUUUGAGCUCAAGGCAGUGGAUGCAGACACAGAGGCCAAGUCUGUCACAUUCACCAUUGUGCAGCCCCCACGCCACGGCACCAUUGAGCGAACAACCAGUAAUGGGCAGCGUUCUCAGCACACCUCCACCUUCACCAUGGAAGACAUCUACCAGAACCGGGUCAGCUACAGCCAUGAUGGCAGCAACUCCCUCAAAGACCGCUUCACCUUUAUAGUUUCUGAUGGGACGAAUCCCUUCUUUAUUAUUGAGGAAGGAGGAAAAGAGGUUAUGACGGCUGCACCUCAGCAGUUCCGAGUAGCCAUCCUCCCCGUGGACGACGGCAGCCCUAGAGUCGUCACUAACCUGGGCCUUCAAUGGCUGGAGUAUAUGGAUGGCAAGGCAACCAACCUGAUCACCAAGAAGGAACUGCUGACCACGGACCCGGACACCGCAGACCUGCAGCUCGUCUAUGAGAUAACAGAAGGCCCGAAGCAUGGCUACGUGGAGAGGAAGCUGCAGCCUGGCCGGCCUGCUGUUACUUUCACACAGGAGGAUGUGAACUUGGGGUUGAUCCAUUACGUGUUGCAUGAGGAGAAGAUCCACGAGGUGAUGGAUAGUUUUCAGUUUCUGGUGAAAGACAGUAAGCCUAAUGUGGUGGGCGACAAUGUCUUCCAUGUUCAGUGGUCCCUCAUCAGCUUCAAAUAUACCAGCUACAAUGUCAGUGAGAAGGCAGGGUCUGUCAGCGUCACGGUGCAGAGGACCGGGAACCUAAACCAGUACGCCAUCGUCCUGUGUCGCACCAGGCAGGGCACCGCCAGCUCCGGCAUCAGCUCCCAGGCUGGACAACAAGACUAUGUGGAGUACGCUGGCCAGGUGCAGUUUGAUGAGCGAGAGGACACCAAGUCCUGCACCAUUGUCAUCAACGAUGAUGAUGUGUUUGAGAACAUUGAGAGUUUUACUGUGGAGCUCAGCAUGCCAGCAUAUGCCCUCUUAGGGGAGUUCACCCAGGCGAAGGUCAUUAUCAAUGACACUGAGGACGAACCCACAUUAGAGUUUGAUAAGAAGACCUACCGGGUCAACGAGAGCGCUGGUUUUCUGUUUGCACCUAUUGAAAGAAAAGGGGAUUCAAGCAGCAUUGUAUCUGCGAUUUGCUACACAGUCCCUAAGUCAGCUAUGGGAAGUAGCCUCUAUGCUCUAGAAUCAGGCUCUGAUUUUAAAUCUAGAGGGAUGUCUGCUGAGAGUCGUGUGAUAUUCGGGCCUGGUGUCACCAUGUCCACCUGUGAUGUCAUGCUCAUUGAUGACAGCGAGUAUGAGGAGGAAGAAGAGUUUGAGAUUGCCCUGGCAGAUGCCUCUGACAAUGCCCGCAUCGGAAAGAUAGCAUCGGCCAAGGUGCUCAUUAGUGGUCCCAAUGAUGCCUCCACCAUAUCCCUGGGCGACACAGCUUUCACUGUCAGUGAGGAUGCAGGCUCAGUGAAGAUUCCAGUUGUCCGCCAUGGGACCGACCUUUCUACUUUCACAUCUGUGUGGUGUGCCACACGGCCCUCAGACCCAGCUUCCGCCACUCCAGGAGUGGACUAUGUUCCCAGCUCGAGGAAGGUGGAGUUUGGGCCAGGUGUCACAGAGCAGUAUUGCACCUUGACUAUCUUGGAUGACACUCAGUAUCCAGUAAUUGAAGGGCUGGAGACAUUUGUGGUUUUCCUUAGCUCAGCACAAGGUGCCGAAAUGACCAAACCCUUCCAGGCUGUCAUUGCUAUUAAUGACACAUUCCAGGAUGUGCCUAGCAUGCAGUUUGCCAAGGAUUUGCUCCUAGUGAAGGAGAAAGAGGGUGUCCUGCACGUGCCCAUUGUUCGGAGUGGAGACCUGAGCUAUGAGUCAUCAGUGAGGUGCUAUACUCGGGGCCAUUCAGCUCAGGUUGUAGAGGACUUUGAGGAGAGAAGAAAUGCAGAGUCUUCACGGAUUAUCUUUCUGAAAGGGGACAAAAUGAAGAACUGCACGGUUUCCAUCCACGAUGACUCCAUGUUUGAGCCUGAGGAGCAGUUCAGAGUCUACCUCAGCCAUCCUCUUGGAAACCACUGGAGUGGUGCCAAAAUUGGAAAGAAUAACGUGGCCACUGUCACCAUAUCCAAUGAUGAAGAUGCCCCCACCAUUGAGUUUGAAGAAGCUGCAUACCAAGUCCGGGAACCCUCGGGGCCAGAUGCCAUGGCCAUCCUGAACAUUAAAGUGAUCCGCAGAGGGGAUCAGAACAGGACAUCCAAGAUUCGCUGUAGCACACGGGAUGGAUCUGCCCAGUCGGGUGUGGAUUAUUACCCAAAGAGCCGAGUCUUGAAGUUCAGUCCUGGUGUGGAUCACAUCUUUUUCAAAGUCGAGAUUCUGUCCAAUGAAGACCGGGAAUGGCAUGAGUCUUUCUCCCUGGUACUGGGCCCAGAUGACCCAGUGGAAGCAGCUCUCGGCGACGUGAGCACCGCCACAGUGACCAUCCUAGACCAGGAGGCGGCAGGCAGUCUCGUGUUGCCAGCGCCACCCAUUGUUGUCACACUUGCUGACUAUGACCAUGUAGAAGAGGUUACCAGAGAAGGAGUCAAGAAAGCCCCCUCUCCAGGCUACCCACUGGUCUGUGUCACCUCCUGUGACCCUCAUUUCCCCAAGUAUGCCAUCAUGAAGGAACGCUGCAGUGAGGCUGGCAUCAACCAGACGUCUGUGCAGUUCAGCUGGGAAGUGGCCAGCCCCACUGAUGGCAAUGGGGCCAGGUCUCCCUUUGAGACCGUCACUGACAACACACCAUUCACUAGUGUCAACCACAUGGUCCUGGAUAGCAUUUACUUCAGCCGGAGGUUCCAUGUGCGUUGUGUGGCAAAGGCAGUGGACAAGGUGGGCCAUAUGGGGACCCCCUUAAGGAGCAAUAUUGUUACCAUUGGGAUAGACAGUGCUAUCUGUCACACCCCAGUGGUGGCUGGGACAGCGAGAGGCUUCCAGGCUCAGUCCUUCAUCGCAACCUUGAAAUACCUGGAUGUCAAGCACAAGGAGCAUCCAAACAGAAUCCACAUUUCAGUGCAGAUCCCUCACCAGGAUGGAAUGCUGCCCCUUAUCUCCACCAUGCCAUUGCACAACUUGCAUUUUUUGUUAUCUGAGUCCAUCUACAGACACCAGCAUGUCUGCUCCAAUCUUGUCACCACCCACGACUUGAGAGGCAUCUCAGAUGCAGGGUUCCUGGAUGAUGCAGUCUAUGACAGCACAGCCCUCGGGCCUGGCUAUGACCGCCCCUUCCAGUUUGACCCCAGCGUGCGGGAGCCCAAGAGCAUCCAGCUCUACAAGCAUCUGAAUCUGAAGAGCUGCGUCUGGACCUUUGAUGCCUAUUAUGACAUGACCGAGUUAAUUGAUGUCUGUGGGGGGUCUGUAACUGCUGACUUCCAGGUGAGAGACUCUGCCCAGUCCUUCCUGACAGUGCACGUGCCUCUGUAUGUGUCGUACAUCUACGUGACGGCCCCCAGGGGCUGGGCCUCCUUGGAGCACCACACCGAGAUGGAGUUUUCCUUCUUCUAUGACACUGUUCUCUGGAGAACAGGAAUCCAGACAGACAGUGUGCUCUCUGCAAGGCUGCAGAUAAUACGAAUCUAUAUUCGAGAGGAUGGUCGUCUCGUCAUUGAAUUCAAGACCCAUGCGAAAUUCAGAGGACAAUUUGUGAUGGAGCACCACACCCUCCCUGAUGUGAAAUCAUUCAUAUUGACACCAGACCACCUAGGAGGAAUUGAAUUUGACCUGCAGCUCCUAUGGAGUGCUCAGACUUUUGAUUCUCCAUAUCAACUCUGGAGAGCCACAAGCUCUUAUAACAGGAAGGACUACUCCGGGGAGUACACCAUCUACCUCAUCCCCUGCACGGUACAGCCCACGCAGCCAUGGGUCGACCCAGGGGAGAAGCCUCUGGCCUGCACUGCACAUGCCCCAGAAAGUGCCAUCAUUUUCAGUGUUUUAUGCUUUUUAUUGGUGAUUUCGCUGUUUAUAAUGGCUCCCAAACAUAUGGCUGAAGUGCGGUCCAGUCCAGCUGAGUGUGAGGAGGCUGGAUGGGCCUUAGGGGCACUGGGUCAAAUCCUUUAUGGCCGAGUACUGUGGAAUCCAGAACAAAACCUUAACUCUGCUUACAAACUCCAGCUGGAGAAAGUCUAUCUUUGUACUGGCAAGGAUGGCUAUGUGCCUUUCUUUGAUCCCACGGGGACCAUCUACAACGAAGGACCACAGUAUGGAUGCAUUCAGCCUAACAAGCACCUGAAGCACAGAUUCCUGCUGCUGGACCGCAGUCAGCCUGAGGUAACUGAUAAGUACUUCCAUGAUGUGCCCUUUGAGGCCCAGUUUGCUUCCGAGUUGCCUGAUUUCCAUGUGGUCAGUAGCAUGCCAGGUGUGGAUGGAUUUACUCUGAAAGUAGAUGCACUCUAUAAGGUGGAGGCGGGACACCAGUGGUAUCUCCAAGUGAUCUACAUCAUUGGCCCUGGCACCAUCGCAGGGCCCCGGGUCCAGCGCUCUCUCACGGCCCCUGUGAGGCGCAGCCGAAGGGACCUCGUGGACCCCAGCAGCCAUCUGACCCUUGAUGAUUCCCUCAUCUAUGACAAUGAAGGGGACCAAGUCAAGAAUGGCACGAAUAUGAAGUCCCUGAAUCUGGAGAUGCAGGAGCCAGCUGUAGCUGCUUCUCUGUCCCAAACUGGGGCAUCUGUUGGCAGUGCUCUUGCUGCUGUCAUGCUUCUACUUCUGGUGCUUUUGGUGGCUUGUUUCAUCACCAGGAAAUGCCAGAACCAGAGGAGGAAACCGCCCCCAGAGGACAUUUUGGAGGAAUACCCCCUGAACACCAAGGUGGAUAUGCCCAGGAGGAACCUGGACAGGGUGGAGAAGAAUGUAAACAGACACUACUGCACCGUGCGGAAUGUCAACAUACUGAGUGAAACUGAGGGUGCUUACUCAUUCAAAGGUGCCAAAGUAAAAAAAUUGAAUCUGGAAGUCCGAGUUCACAACAAUUUACAAGAGGGAACAGAAGUUUAAUGGAGGAGACCCAUGUGUAUUUUUUUCUAAAUCAUUUUUAUAAAACGGGGUAAAAUACUGUUAUUUUUAUAGCCUCACAGAUUACAAAGGGAAGACUAUAGCUUUGAGUGGUGGGAGGCACACAUCACAUGCAUCAACACACAACUGAGCUACCUCAUUAAGCAAAGAACCGCUAAGACCCCCAGAGUACUAGCAUAGAGUUCUUCCGGUAGACCCCUCUAAUAGUCUCAGUAGGUACAAAUUGCUCCUUCUGUUAGGCUGAUCUUAGAAAGCAAGUGUUUUAAUAUUAGGAUGGGGGUUGGACUAUUAGGUUAGCUGCAGGAGUUCAGAGGGCUGGGCAAUGUACUGUGGCAGAUCUCAGAAAGAGAGCGGGGUCCAGGCCUUUGGUUCCCCACCACCACCUCCAGCUCUCUUACACCUGGGCUUUUCUUCGGCCUCUGCACAGCAGAGUUCAUAUUGCCUACACCCAGCCCAGAUUCCAUUUAGAGUUCUGCUAAUCAGCAUAACUGAUAGAUUUGCUCAUUACAGCCGCCCAACAGCCUGCACUCCGUGGCUUUGAAUUGAACUCUGCAUUUUCACAGCCCUUUUCACAUGGGGGUUUCAAAGUGCUCUCGACUAGAGCACCUCUCUGCAACCUGGGCGUGCCCUGUCAGACGUCUGGCAAGCUCAACUCCAUUUCAGAGGGGGAAAGAGACAUGGGGAAAAGAGGGGCCUGGCAAGCAUCUCAGAGCACCUUAGUGAUGUGCCAUGCCAGGCCCGGGGGGUAUCCCUGUGUCUUCUCUGAUUAAGGAUACUACAGAGCAAGAUGGAUGCACCUGGCGUUUUUAUUCUACAUUGCCAUGGAUGCUUAAAAUACCCACCAUGCUUUGCUUGCUGGGAGCUGUUUUAUUCUGUUAGGGUUCUAGGAAAGUAAGUUAUUCACUUGAAGAGAACAAAUCAGGAGAAAGCCCAGGUCAGAGCAAAAUCAGUCAGUAGAUACCAGCUAGCACUCACAGCAGAUUGAAGUGUGAGUACAGCAGAUGAAGGCACCAGUCCUCUUAGUUUGUCAGGGGUGUCUCUUCUGGGGGUUCUUUUCUGGUAGCUCAGGCACUUAUUUUACCGUAUCAGCACAUGACAAGACCAUAGCCACGUGGCUUUAAAAUGAUUAGUGUUCAAAUAGCAGCUUAAUGAUUUUGUAUGUAGUGUGCACACAGCUUGCUUUUGUGAUUCUUUGUUUCUGCCUUAUUGGCAAAAAACAUAAGCAUGCAUGUCACGUUGUUUUGAAUUGGAGGCACAAUUUCAUUGUUCAGGAGUAAAAUACAUGUUCUCUUCCUGAUGCAUGGCACACCAUAACCACUGAGCAAAUAACAGGGCACUUGCAUUGUGUAAUAUUUGUAUUAGAAUGACCCAAGCUCUCUGAGAACAUUCCAGACUGGACACACUUUGGCACUAGAAGCUAGAAACGGACUGUGAGAGGUUGUAGGCAACUCCACCAGACUCCAGACUGCUUGAGAGAAGGACUUGUGUGAGCUGUACCUUUGGUUCUCAGCAGUGCCUUGCACAUACCAAGCAUUCUAGAAAUAUUUGUGAAGUAAACAACUGAGUGGUGUCAUGGGUGAAUGAUAGAGGAAUAAAUUUACAAAGAGGAGGUGAGAGAGUGUGGUGGCAAUAUUCACAAGGGCAAGUAGAGAAAAAAAUAUCCAAAACUCUCUCUUCUAUUUGGAUUAUAAAAUAAUCUCUUUGGAACAAAGAAGCUCCACCUGAUAAAGAAUGAAGAUGGCAUGGUCUUAAGGAGGACUGAACAGAAAAAUCUUAAUAAUGUAUUAGCAGGAGGUGACACCAUGAAUCAGUUUCCAGAGCAAGACAUUCAGAGGAAAGUCUAAAUUUCAUUCUAAGAUGAGCACAAUAUUUUCAGGAGAGGAAUGAAUUGGGGUGAGCCUAGGGCCUGACACUCCUGACUGGUCAGGUGCUGCAUGAGGCCAGCUUGGGGAAGAACUUCUGUAUUGGCCUCAUGAACAACAUGGUGUCUCAUGGCUGGAGAGCUCAUCGGUCAGGCCUGGAAUCUUCUGCAGAACAACCUGGAAGGCUAAUGCUUAUUUUGCAAGGACAGGAAGCCUGUCAUUUGUGGAGCAACUUUUGAUUUGGCCUGUUAUUUAUAACUGCUCCUAGUUGCCAGAAUGCUUACCCUUCCAUUUGCUCCAAUAUUCUUGACCAUCCCUUCCCUUAUUACCAAAUAGGACACAUACAUGGGAAGUGUGCAGACAUAAGGUAGAACGAAGCUAGUGUGGGAAGGGAUGGAGAGUGAGAUCUCAGAGUGCUCUUAGCAUCCCCAGGUACGUGGUGGUUGAGUGACAGGCAGCCUUCUGUGAGGACCUUCAGGGAGGAAAGUGUCUGUGUAAAAGGAAAGCCCUUGGGACACUCCUGCUUCCCUUUCUUUCUGCCUUCCCCCACUGCAUGCACUUCACCGAGUGCUCUUUUCUCUGGUGUAUGCACACUCAUUCAACAGAAAGGGUCAAGAUGUGAAGCUGAGUUGUGCUCCUUUGAUACAGGAUUUUUCAUUUCGUUUAUGUUUUAUACUUUACAUUAAAGAUCAGAUCAUUUGGUUACUGAUGUGAGAUUAUAUUUCAAUCAAAGCUCUCCUUUUGGUUCUCUAACUUGCUCACUAAUGCCUCACAUGCAUUUUACUAACGUUUUAUACCAUGCUUUUAGGUGAGAAGUAACAGAAAACCCUGAAGACUUGCUAUUUGCUAUCACAGGCUGGCUGUGAAAGUUAAAGAAAAGAGUCUAUGCCUUUUUUUCUGCCUUACUGCCCUUAUAUUGUACCCCAGGCCUCCUGAAAGACUCCUGCAGAUGCAGAAAUAGCGUGGAAUGUGUUUGCACAGUCUCAUGAUAUUCAGUCUCAUCUAUAGGUGUUCAUUAUCCCUGGGUACUAUAAACCUGCUCAGACUGAAUACAACAUUUGUGGUGCUGUCGACCUGAUUUCUGGACUCAAGUGAUUUUUGUAUUUCCAAUAUCAAUUUGUGUGUUAUGAAUUUCUGAUUGCUCCAAUAGCAUAUGCCACUAUAUAAAUUUGUAUUAAUAAAUGACAGUCUGGUUGUGGGC